This is a messenger RNA of Papaver somniferum (opium poppy), 2174 nucleotides long. RefSeq lists its product as uncharacterized. The transcript is spliced from 10 exons. The record is from RefSeq and is a predicted model, not a curated record. NCBI's taxonomy places the organism in Eukaryota, Viridiplantae, Streptophyta, Magnoliopsida, Ranunculales, Papaveraceae. Gene Ontology annotation, cellular component: proteasome core complex. The coding region runs from base 856 to 1818 and encodes 320 amino acids.
CAGAAUAGAAACCCUAGACGGCACAGAGAAGAGAGAAAUGGGUAAACGAGGACGAGAUGAAUCGAUUCAGGCAAAAGUUAGAGCUGCAGUGACGUUGAAUAGUUUAAAUUCUGAAUUCCGUUUUCUAGGUAAAGAUACUAAAUCUGUAUUAGACCUAUGUGCUGGCAGUGGUUGGAUGCAACUUGCUGUUGCUAGAAUUUCAAAAGGAGGUUUUGUUCUUGGUGUUGAUCUCCAUCCGGUUACACCUAUUCUAGGCGCAAUUUCAAUACAAGAAGAUAUCGCUACUCGUGAGUGCAGAGAUACUAUUGAGAAACAUAUGACUGAAAAUGGUUUUACUGGUUUUGAUGUCGUAAUGCGUGGUGGAUUAUCUUCUGAUUCUUGCGCUACUACUUGGGAUCAGGCAUCUUUGCUUACUAAAUCAAUUAAACUCGCUACUAAAUUUUUAUCACCCGAUGGAACUUUUGUCACCAAGAUGUUCGACGGAGCAGAAGAUUACAAUCCCAUGCUCUACUGUCUUGAGCAGUUAUUUUGCAGAGUCGUCGUGACGAAACCGACUUCCACAUCUACAAAAACCUACAUUGUGGCUUUAAAUUAUAAAGCCCCAGAAAAGAUUAAUCCCCGUCUACUCGUUACCAGGAAUUUGUUCUCUAUUAAAGAAGAAGAAGAAGAAGAAAAAAAGUGGUUGUUUUGGCUUCAGAUUUUGUGUGGUCCGAGACUCCACUUGAAGUCCUUGAAAAAGCAUGCUCACUCUCCUUCGCUGAUGAUGAUUGCUUAUCUUUAAAGGAUCAUAGUUUAACUACCAAAAGGAUCAAGAGGAUAUGCAAAGAUCUUCGGGUUUUGAACAAGCGACGUUUUAUGCAUCUGAUGAAGUGGAGGUUGCAUGUGAGAGAAGCUCUGUCACAUGCUCAGAAUGCUGAUGCCAAGGAUGGAAAUAAGGGCAAUGAUGAUGAUGAUGAGAUACCCGAUGAAAUGGAGUAUUCAGAAGAUAUUCCAAAGAUGUAUUUUUCUGCUGAAACUAGCACGAGGAUCCAUGGUACAACCGUAAUGGGUGUGGUCGUAGAUGACAUAGAUCGUGGAAUUUUGAUAGGAACGGAUGGCCUGUUAACAGGUUCAAAAUUUCGCGAAGAAGGUGACAUCAAACUUAAAGUCAUCGGAUAUGAUAUGCUGUGUGGAAUGGCAGGUGACUACAAAUUCACAGAAACGGUACACCAGCAUAUAGAUCGUGAGGUGUGGGGUAAGAUCAAUGCUAAUCAGAGCAGACCAUCAGUUAGGAAAUGUGCUCAUAUGUUGAAGAGUUUUUAUUCUGAUAUGUUGGCGGAGGGAAAUGAGUUCGAUCAGAUGUGGCUAAAGAUUCAGGGGAAAAAACGUCAUGCUUUUCUGACAUUGGCAGGGUACGAAGACAUAGGUGGAGAUAAACUAAUCCCUCAUUUGUGGUCUGCUACGAAGUUAGGGGCUAUAAGAGAAUCUAAGUGCUGUUAUAGUGGAUCUGGUGGUUCAUAUGCCGAAGUCUUUUUGAAAGAAAAUAUCGGAAAAUGUAAUUCAGUUGAUAACACAAUCGUUAUCAUGCAAAAGGCGUACCUCAAAGCGGCUAGAUAUGACUGUAAAACCGGAGGAAACUUUACGAUUUUUGUGAUUACACCUGAAGAAGACCUUGAAGCUUUGAGGAGGACACCUCUAGACCAAAGAAUGACGGGAAACAUCGAUGAGCGGGUAGCAACUUUAAGUGAAUUGAAAGAACUCUACGAAGAUGAUUUCAAUGAUCGCUCCAUGGAACAAACAUAUGCUGCUGAUAUUUGGGGAAAGAGAAGGAGAGUCUAGGAGAAGCCCUAUUUGAGUAUAGCAGCUGCUUUCAUUUAUGUGAUAACCUCUGACGAGAAGAAGCUACAUCCAGGUUUUGGCAGAACCCUAUUUCCUUCUGCGACGGAUAGAUAUGUUUUAAAGGCCUUUCUUUCUGUCAUUGAUUAGUGAGGUGUGUGGAUAAUGGCUGUGACAGAAGUUGCUUCAGAAACCAUUAGGAUUUCAUAUUCGGAUCUUGAUCCUUGCCUGACUAGGUUAUUACUAAUCUCGUAUGUGGAAGAGGUAUGCUGGAGAACUCUUAUGAGUUGAUCAGUCUCUUCAUUUCUGUAUAUAUUCUUAACAUAUCAAUGGCUAAUGCUUUAUUUUAUUUCUUAGAA